Molecule: messenger RNA, 2642 nt
Organism: Adelges cooleyi (spruce gall adelgid)
Lineage: Eukaryota; Metazoa; Arthropoda; Insecta; Hemiptera; Adelgidae
Gene: Nadsyn
Product: glutamine-dependent NAD(+) synthetase
Exons: 3
Coding region: 231-2372 (713 amino acids)
Biological process (GO): NAD+ biosynthetic process
Cellular component (GO): cytoplasm
Molecular function (GO): ATP binding; glutaminase activity; NAD+ synthase (glutamine-hydrolyzing) activity
Source: RefSeq, a predicted model, not a curated record
CGCAUACGGUAUACGCCGUGCAUUAAUAAAUUUGAAAAUAAUACUUCCUAGUAUCGAACAAACUUCAAGAUUCUAAUAUCCUAUAUAGUUACUAGUUAUACAAAAAAGGGUUUGUGAAUAGUGAACUACAGUUUAAAUAUGUAAUUAUAUUAUUACAACUAUUUUGUUGACCAUUUUAUUGUACCAUUUCUUUUUUAGUUGUAUAAUAUUUUUAUCAUAUUAAGAUCAAAAUGGGUCGUUUAGCAACUAUGGCUGUUUGCUGUUUAAAUCAGUGGGCUUUGGACUUUGAAAAUAACAAACGUCGCAUAUUAGAAAGUAUUGAGAUGGCUAAACAAUGUGGUGCCACUUAUCGAAGUGGACCCGAACUUGAAAUUUGUGGCUAUAGCUGUGAAGACCAUUUUCUCGAGAGUGAUACUCUUUUGCACUCGUGGCAAGUUUUAGUUGAAUUGAUGAUGCAUCAAUCAUCUGUUGAUAUAAUGGUUGAUGUAGGUAUGCCUAUAAUGCACAAAAAUUCCACUUACAAUUGUAGAGUUGUGUUCCUGAACAAACGUAUUUUAUUAAUCCGACCUAAAUUACUUAUGUGCGAUACUGGUAAUUAUAGAGAAACUCGUUGGUUUACAUCGUGGAAAAAAAUUCGCACAGUUGAAGAUUUCUUUUUACCUCGUAUUGUACAGAAGUUCACAGGUCAAACUGUUGUACCUUUCGGAGAUGCUGUUAUUGCGACAACUGAUACGUGUAUUGGAUAUGAAAUAUGCGAAGAACUUUGGAGUCCCAACAGUACCCAUAUUCCAAUGUGUUUAGACGGUGUUGAAAUAGUUGUUAAUAGUUCUGGUUCUUAUAUGGAGCUACGUAAGUCUUCAAUAGUUUUAGACCUCAUCAAGUCGGCAACAUUUAAAAGUGGUGGCUGUUAUUUAUACAGUAAUCUAAGAGGUUGUGAUGGGCAACGAGUUUAUUUUAAUGGUUGUUCUAAUAUUGCAUUAAAUGGAGCUUUAAUAAAAGUCGGAACACAGUUCAGUUUAAAAGAAGUUGAAGUGACUUGUGCUACAAUUGAUUUAGAAGAUAUUAGAAGCUAUAGAAAUGCCAUUAGAUCUAGAUCAGGAUCAAGUUCAGAAUCUUAUCACAGAAUUAAGGUUCCUGAUUUCAGUUUAUCAAGAGAUACUCAGAAAGUACCAGAUCCUAUUUUAUUAGACUUUAAAUGUUUGUCCCCUGAAGAAGAAAUUUCUUUAGGUCCUGCAUGCUGGCUAUGGGAUUAUUUAAGGCGUUCAAAACAAGGUGGCUAUUUUUUGCCUUUAAGUGGUGGUGUUGAUUCAUCAAGUACCGCAUGCAUUGCUUAUUCAAUGUGUAAUAUGAUCGUUCAAGCAUGUCAAGGUGGUGACUCUCAAGUAUUGAAUGAAAUACGCACUAUUGUUGGUCAACAAACAUAUUUCCCAUCAAACGCUAGGGAUCUUUGUAAACAGCUUUUGACAACUUGUUAUAUGGCUACAGAAAAUUCAUCUGUUGAAACGAAAAAACGGGCAGAAGAUUUAUCCAGUCAAAUAUCUAGUUACCAUUUAAAUGUUUGUAUUGAUAAAGCUAUUUCAGCAGUAGUAUCCAUUUUUGUUAGCUUAACAGGUAAAACUCCACAAUUUGCGAUUUAUGGUGGAUCUCCAAGGGAAUCAUUAGCAUUGCAAAAUGUGCAAGCUCGACUGAGAAUGGUUUUAACAUAUUUAUUUGCACAACUCAUGCUUUGGGUUCGUGGCCGUCAAGGAGGUUUGUUAGUCUUAGGCUCGGGUAAUGUUGAUGAAGCUCUUAGAGGCUAUAUGACCAAAUACGACUGUUCAAGUGCUGACGUCAAUCCUAUUGGUGGAAUAUCUAAAUCUGACUUAAAAAUGUUCCUUGGAUAUUUUAGAAAUAAACAUUCAUUAAUAGCCAUUGACAAUAUUAUCAAUGCUACACCUACGGCUGAAUUAGAACCUUUGGUAGCAGGACAAAUUACACAGUCGGACGAAGAAGAUAUGGGAAUGACUUACAACGAGCUUAGUGUAUAUGGUAAGCUAAGAAAACAAAAUUAUUGCGGCCCAUACAGUAUGUUUUGUAAGCUGUUGUUAUUAUGGGGUAACCAGUAUACACCCGAGCAAAUAGCGGAAAAAGUGAAACACUUUUUUAGGUGUUAUGCAAUCAAUAGACAUAAAAUGACAGUUUUGACUCCUAGUUAUCAUGCUGAAGCUUAUAGCCCAGAUGAUAAUCGUUUCGACCAUCGCCCAUUCCUCUAUAAUGUCAUGUGGCCUUGGCAGUUCCGAUGCAUUGAUCAAAAACUAGAAGAAUUUCAUGAUAAAAAGAAUGGUGUUUCUAAAUAUUUAGGUUUAGAAUCCAAGUAUGCUGUUAAUGUAUAGUAAUAGAAUUAUUAUUAUAGCUGUUAUUUUUCUUACCGUGUAAAAUUUUAGAAUCAAAAGUAGAUCAAUCAAAAAUUAAACUAUUCAAUUAGUGAAACUUUACUCGAUUGUUACUAUCAUUAUUAAUUCUGUAACAAUUUUAUGGUUGUAAUUUUACUGUUAUUUUGAAUGUUGCAUUGAAUGAGUUAUUUAAAAACUUGCUAUUAAGCACUAGUAUAUCAAUAUAAUCACAGGACAACCUCAUGAAUAAUGUGAUUAUUAAUAAAACGU